Diabrotica balteata is the source of this 847-nucleotide messenger RNA. NCBI's taxonomy places the organism in Eukaryota, Metazoa, Arthropoda, Insecta, Coleoptera, Chrysomelidae. The record is from the annotation of a GenBank genome assembly.
UUGUACGUGAGUCAGUUGUUAAAUCAGCCGAAAGUAUGUUAUUUUUGUAAAAUACGAUCAAAUUUUAAAAAAUUCAGACUGAUACAAAGUCAAUUACCUAAAUAUCGAAGUGAAACUUGUCCACAGGUCCCUAAAAUCGACAUCACACAAACUUAUUUAUAGACAAACUAUUUCAAAGAAAACAAAAUGGAUAAACUUCGAAGAGUUUUAACUGGAAAUGAAUCUCCAGAUGAGGAGAGUGGAAUAAUGUCACAAUUAGAUGAUGCUACCACCUUAAGUUGGUCCACAAGACUAAAAGGCUUUUUGGCAUGUUUCAUAAUAGGCAUAUUACUGUCGUUUUUGGGUUCGUUUGCUUUAUUUUUAAAUAGAGGUUUGCCAGUUUUUGCAGUAUUUUACACCUUAGGAAAUGUCACGUCCCUUCUCAGCACAUGCUUCCUCAUGGGACCAUUUAAGCAGGUUAAGAAAAUGUUCGCUUCCAAUAGAUAUAUAGCCACGAUUUUAGUUUUAGUUGCUUUUGUUCUUACGCUGAUCUCGGCGUUAGUGCUGAAAAAUGCAGUGCUAGCACUCUUGUUCAUUAUCAUACAAUCGCUAGCGAUGACUUGGUACUCGUUGUCGUACAUCCCAUACGCCAGAGACGCUGUCAAGAAAACAGUGAUGACUUGCAUAGUGUAAAUAACUGUGUCUUAACUUAAGUGUGAUAAAUAAUUGUAAAUGACGGUGGACAAGGAAAACAUCGGUCUAUUUUCGUAAGCCUAAAUAACAGAAUUUUAUUCAUAAAUUAAUGCCAAGUAUUGAUAUCUAUUAUUGUAAUUAUUUAUUUAAUUUUAAUAUACCUUGUUUUAUUUUU